CAACUGAGGCGGGCCUCUCCAUUGGCUGUCAUUGUUGAAAGUUGAUUAUCUGCCUAUACCCUUUUUGAAUUUUGUUACCAUAAAAGGUUACCUUCGCGUGAGUCGUGUGAUGUCAAUAAAUAUUGCUGACUGUAAUAUUCCUGUGAGAAAACCCCUGAUUAAACAAGAGUUUGAAUUACACACACUAAAGAUAAAAGUGAUAUGAAUAUUACUUUGACAUCAUAAAAAAAAAACAAGGACACAAAUAAGUUUUGUUCUUUGGUACAUGCUCUGACAGCAGGACCCUGAGUUAUUUGAGAAGCUUCAUGUGGAAUUGAACCUCUUGUUUGUUAUGAAGCAGGAAGCUACACUUUUUAAAGAAGAAGCUUAGCUUUUAUUUUGGUCUUUGCUCGGUUGUGACCUGAGCAGGUUUCACACACUCCUGAGUGCUGAACGGGUCUGACAUCUGAAAACAACAAUGAAGUUACACCUGAGGAUCAUCAUCUUUUUAUUAGUGAUCGUCUCAUCUGCUGCUGUAAAGUUGAAGAGUCACCAGUCAGGCGUUAAGGGAGGAUCCAUCACUUUUCCUGAUCCUCUGGAGAAUGGACUUCUUAUAUUUCAAAGAAGUAACAUUGCUGAAGUGAAGGACAAAAAAAUAGAUAUAUUGGAGGAACCUUACAAGGACAGACUUUUAUGGAACAACAAAACUGGUCUUUUCACAAUCAGAGGACUAAAGCGGAAGGACUCUGGUGUUUAUGGUAUUGAUCCUAUAAAAGGAUUUAGUUCCAUAAGAAGUCAUAAACUCACUGUAUAUGAGUCUGUAGCAGCUCCUGCAGUGGAAGCUCUGAACAUGAGCACAGAGAGCUGCUCCUUUCUGUGUUUGGUGACUAAGACUGAAGAGACGAUUCUGCUGUGGUACAAAGAUGAGGAAAUAAUACACCAGAGCAGCUCUGCUCUCUCACUGCCUCUCACUGUACACAGACAUGAUGUCAACUCAUCUUAUAGAUGUGUGGCAGCCAACCCUGCUGAAAAUAAGACUCUUCAUGUCGAUGUUAGGAACAUCUGCAGUCCAGGUGGCAGUAACACACAGUCCUGGUUGUUCCUGACUCCUGUGUUGGUGUUUUGGGUUGCUUUUGCUGUUUGCAUCCUUUUGACGAACAUGAAGAGAAAGCGAAAGAGAGAGACUGACGGCUGAUCUACAAUCAUAUGCAAACAGUCGUGAAAUGUGAGGAAGCUCCAGACUGAGGUUUGUGUAGCUGCCAUGACAUCCUGCAGUGCUUUGUGAAUGUGGCAUCACCAGAUGAGGAACAACAGAUGCAUAGACUGAUCCAAAGUGGGAAAUGGAAUUGAUAAUGAACGUGACAUGACAUGUGGUAGUGUUUGAUUUGUACGACUUCUAAAAAUGAAAAGUAAACAUUUGAGACUGGGAAUAUUGAAAACAUGAAAAAAAGUAAAACACUUAUCCAGAUUAAUAUCACCAGCAAUAAUAAUAAAAAAACAUAUCAACAUAUUAAAGUCAAAGAAGGGGAAGAGAGUUGAAAACUGGAUUAAAAAAAAAUUGCUCCAGAUCCUUCCCACACAAAUCAGACUGCAAUUGCCUUGAAUACUGUAUGUUCACUUAAAGCUCUUGUUUUGUGCCUGACAGGCUCAGAAGUCAGAGAGAGAGAGAGAGAGAGAGAGAGAGAGAGAGAGAGAGAGAGAGAGAGAGAGAGAGAGAGAGAGAGAGAGAGAGAGGCAGAGAGAGAGAGAGAGGGAGAGAGAGAGAGGGAGAGACAGAGAGAGAGAGAGAGAGAGGCAGAGAGAGAGAGAGAGAGAGAGAGAGAGACAGAGAGAGAGAGACAGAGAGAGAGCAAGCAAUCAAGCUUUUUGUCAUUGUUAGACCACUUUAAUUUAAAAGAUUGAACUUUUUCCUGGCACAUUUUUCCUUUAUUUGUUGUAGAAAAUGUGAUAUUUACAAUCCUGCAGGUAGGAGCAUUAUAAUUUUGCAGGUACAGACAUCAUUUAUAGAAUUAUUAGAAAAACAAUAAGUAAAUCUUUUCAGGAAACAUGAACUCCAAAGAAAGUUUUUCCAAUGGAUUUAGCAAUUGCACAUGUUUUGAUAUUGUUUGCAGGUAGUAAGGAGAUAAUAAUACAUUUUAUAAGUCUGUUUCCUGUAGUCACAGUCAGUACACACUCUGCAAUAACAAAACAAACAAACAGAUGAAAAGUACUCUAACCAGAGACUCUGUCUGAUACCACAUGAAACAAACAGAUUUUCUUUAUAUUUUAUAUAAAUAUGUGCAGUGUUAGUGUUGAGGAGUGGUUUCAGUAUCUAAUGACCCACAACAUGUGUCUGAUGGUUUCUUUUCACAGUGCAGUGAAACAGCGCUCUCUUGUGUCACCUUUCAUCAUUACAUCUGCACCCACUGUUCUAGACCUUCUCUUGUCUUGACGAAUGUAAUAUUGAUGUAUGUACCAAAAAACAAUAUAAAUAAAGUAAGAAAGCUCA
Messenger RNA from Labrus mixtus (cuckoo wrasse), 2467 nucleotides. RefSeq names its product CD48 antigen-like. The transcript has 5 exons. The coding region runs from base 458 to 1174 and encodes 238 amino acids. NCBI's taxonomy places the organism in Eukaryota, Metazoa, Chordata, Actinopteri, Labriformes, Labridae. The record is from RefSeq and is a predicted model, not a curated record.